Messenger RNA from Symphalangus syndactylus (siamang), 888 nucleotides. Its product is annotated as olfactory receptor 2A2. NCBI's taxonomy places the organism in Eukaryota, Metazoa, Chordata, Mammalia, Primates, Hylobatidae. The record is from RefSeq and is a predicted model, not a curated record. Gene Ontology annotation, molecular function: G protein-coupled receptor activity; olfactory receptor activity. Gene Ontology annotation, cellular component: membrane. Gene Ontology annotation, biological process: G protein-coupled receptor signaling pathway.
AUGGGGGACAACCAAUCAUGGGUCACAGAAUUCAUCCUGGUUGGAUUCCAGCUCAGUGUGGAGAUGGAAGUGCUCCUUUUCUGGAUCUUCUCCCUGUUAUACAUCUUCAGCCUGCUGGCGAAUGGCAUGGUCUUGGGGCUCAUCUGUCUGGAUCCCAGACUGCGCACCCCCAUGUACUUCUUCCUCUCACACUUGGCCGUUAUUGACAUAUCCUAUGCUUCCAGCAAUUUGCUCAACAUGCUGGAAAACCUAAUGGCUUUGUAUUUGACUUUUGCUGCUGCAGAGUGCAUGAUUUUGGUGGUGAUGUCCUAUGACAGAUUUGUGGCUAUCUGCUAUCCCCUGCAUUACACUGUCAUCAUGAACUGGAGAGUGUGCACAGUCCUGGCUAUUACUUCCUGGGCAUGCGGAUUUUCCCUGGCCCUCAUAAAUCUAAUUCUCCUUCUAAAGCUGCCCUUCUGUGGGCCCCAGGAGGUGAACCACUUCUUCUGUGAAAUUCUAUCUGUCCUCAAACUGGCCUGUGCAGACACCUGGAUUAAUGAAAUUUUUGUCUUUGCUGGUGGUGUGUUUGUCUUAGUCGGGCCCCUUUCCUUGAUGCUGAUCUCCUACACGCACAUCCUCUUGGCCAUCCUGAAGAUCCAGUCAAAGGAGGGCCGCAAAAAAGCUUUUUCCACCUGCUCCUCCCACCUCUGUGUGGUUGGGUUCUACUUUGGCAUAGCCAUGGUUGUUUACCUGGUCCCAGACAACAGUCAACGACAGGAGCAGCAGAAAAUCCUCACCCUGUUUUACAGCCUUUUCAAUCCAUUGCUGAACCCCCUCAUCUACAGCCUGCGGAAUGAUCAGGUGAAGGGUGCCUUCUACAGACCACUGCAGAAAAAGAGGAUCGUGUGA